Messenger RNA from Drosophila willistoni, 436 nucleotides. RefSeq lists its product as uncharacterized. The record is from RefSeq and is a predicted model, not a curated record. The coding region runs from base 6 to 410 and encodes 134 amino acids. The transcript has 2 exons. NCBI's taxonomy places the organism in Eukaryota, Metazoa, Arthropoda, Insecta, Diptera, Drosophilidae.
AAUUUAUGCCCAGCAAAGUUAGUUCGCAUGAAAGUGUCACUAUGGAUGGCUCAUUCAUUGGCUUUGCAAUUUAUCUUCUGAUUAUAGUCGUUCAAUCGGUGGAAAUUGAUGAUUUUGAAGUACCCAUUGAGAUUACCACUUCUCGGCAAAAAGCCAAACCACAAAAAUCUACUGUUGGGCGGACUCGAAGGACCAUCCGUAUAAACGAAUUUAAGGGUAAUGAAUCGGGUGAAAUGGUGGAUAAUUAUUGCUGCUUUUGGAUAUAUCAAAAACAUCCGGCUUUACCUGAAGCUUGGGAGCAUCGUGAGGAAUAUCCAUUCGAUUUUCUUUUUCAAGGGAAAUUUGUGAAAAACAAGCGAAAUGCGUCCGAUAACCAAACAUAUUGGAGUGAUGAAAAAUCGGAAAAAUAGAGAGAAAAACAAUGGACAUAAAUGCA